Molecule: messenger RNA, 1640 nt
Organism: Limanda limanda (common dab)
Lineage: Eukaryota; Metazoa; Chordata; Actinopteri; Pleuronectiformes; Pleuronectidae
Gene: grb2b
Product: growth factor receptor-bound protein 2b
Exons: 7
Coding region: 331-1062 (243 amino acids)
Molecular function (GO): protein binding
Source: RefSeq, a predicted model, not a curated record
GCUAAUGCUAACAGCUACAUCCAGGCUCCUCGGACGGGGUGGAAGCGACAGCAGACCGACACCGUCACCGCCUCUCCGGGGGACACAGGGCGCGGAUCGAGGGGGUUUUCCGGUCGUCACGCCGGCCGCGGACACACGGAACAUCUCGAGCGGUGCCAUACUGUGACCUUUAUGUGAGGUCUAAGCCCUAAAGGAGCGGGUCAUAGACGGGAGGAGAGACUCGGAGAGAAGCAUCUGGCCACAGGCGCCUGGAUAGGUGUUUUUAUUUUUUACUCGGUUCCUCAAACCUGCAGCCACAACCAGCAGUUUUGACGGCAAGUGACAAGGACCAUGGAGGCCAUUGCCAAAUACGAUUUCAAAGCCACCGCCGAAGACGAGCUUAGUUUCAAACGCGGAGAAGUCCUGAAAGUAUUAAAUGAAGAGUGUGAUCAGAACUGGUACAAGGCCGAGCUAAACGGAAAAGACGGCUUCAUCCCCAAGAAUUACAUAGAGAUGAAGGCCCAUCCGAGCUGCACACCUCCAGCUAAAAAUACACAGGUGCCAUCGCAAAGGUGGUUCUUCGGGAAGAUUCCUCGAGCCAAAGCAGAGGAGAUGCUCAACAAACAGAGGCACGACGGCGCCUUCCUCAUCAGAGAGAGCGAGAGUGCACCGGGGGACUUCUCUCUCUCCGUGAAGUUUGGAAACGACGUCCAGCACUUCAAGGUCCUGCGUGACGGAGCUGGAAAGUACUUCCUGUGGGUGGUGAAGUUCAACUCCCUCAACGAGCUGGUGGACUAUCACCGCUCCACCUCCGUCUCCCGCAAUCAGCAAAUCUUCCUGCGAGACAUCGAGCAGGUCCCCCAGCCUCUCCUCUCUCCUCUCUCCUCCUCCUCACAGCAUCCCACGUACGUGCAGGCGCUCUUCGACUUCGACCCCCAGGAGGAAGGCGAGCUGGGCUUCCGGCGUGGCGACUUCAUCCAAGUCCUGGACAACUCCGACCCCAACUGGUGGAAAGGAGGCUGCCACGGCAACACGGGCAUGUUCCCCCGCAACUACGUCACGCCUGUCAAUCGGAACAUGUAAACAGUCCGACCAUGUAAACAACAACAACAACAACAACAUCAACACGGCAACCAUCACCACCACCUUCAUCAUCAUCAUCGUUCUUCAUCAGCCAUCCCAUCCCCCCCAACCACCCCUCCAUCCCUCUCGGCCAUUCCACGAUAUCGGGAGCAGACAGGAAGAGCGAAUAGCUGAAAGAGAGAGAUAUUAAACGGGAGUAGAGCUGCCGUGGGCGUCGCUGUGUGGGCGGCAGCGGAGCAAAAUCAACUUUUACUUGUGCUGAGAAUGUCCCCGUCCCCCCCGCCCCAGCGAGCGCCGCCGCGGCGAGGAUCGAACCGUCGCCGAGGGAAAUCGAGAUGCGGAGAAACUAAAGAGUAGUUGCACCAACCAUGAAGAAAACCAAACGAUUCCACCGCUCCGACCACGGCUGCUCCCGUCUUCUCCGACACUUCUUAACAUUCUGCCUUUUUCUUUUUUGUGUUUUUCUUCUUCUCUUCCUUUGCCGCAUGUUGUUUUAAUCUCCUUAAUGAAAUGCCUACCGAUAAAUCCUAACUCUGUUUUAAAGAAAAAAAGUCAAUAAAAAUAUAAAAAAGAAGAAA